GUCAAUCAAAGCUCCAAGUGGGUUGAGUUUAGAGACUCGGUGUUCAGUGACCGUGCCGCUAAAAUUAUCCACCGACUACACCGAGUCAGCUAGUUUCAUUUUAAUUCCGAGAUUUUAGCCUGUUAGAAAAGAAAAGUGCGGUUUGUAAUGAUUUCUGUCUAUCUGUGCCACGAUAGCCUUUGCUAAUGUUUAUAGUAAACAAGCAUCAGUUAAAAACUACCGGCUAUAGCUAACUCGCUAGACAACAGAGACUCCUGAUGGUUUGGUCAGCAUAAUGACCACGUAAUUUAUAAACCACACGCGCUCCUUCAUCGCUGUGUGAGUUAACUAAUUAUCAUACUUGGCUUGUUGACCUUUUCUGGGGGAAUGUAUAUAUGUGCAUGUCGAUAGUUUGGAUCUGUGUGUAGUUUGUUUACAACUUCAAGCGAAAAAUGCCGCGUGAGACCGGAGACGUGAGACGCCAUGCCAGGGACAUGACCGGGGUUUACUACCGCUCGCUACACCGCUGUUUUACAGAUAAUAAGGAUUACACACAGCUUCCCUAGAAAGAGAGGUUGCUGAAGGAUUUCCGAGAGCAUGGCUCAUGUGCUGCAUUUGCUCCUUUUGUGGCUCUUGGUGAGAAGUUCAGAGCCCCAGGGUUAUGUGGGCAAUGGACUGGGUCUUGGGGCAAACAUUGAAAAGAUUUUGCCCUCCGUUACUCAUCGUGCCAACGGCAGCCAAAGUUUCUAUGGGAUCAUGUUUGACGCUGGGAGCACUGGAACGCGCAUCCAUAUCUACAACUUCAUUCAGAAAGGCUCAAACCGUCUCCCCGUUUUGGAUAAUGAAAUGUUCCAGUCUGUGAAGCCUGGUUUAUCUGCCUACGCUGACAUGCCAGAAAAAGCCGGGGACUCGGUGAGGCAAUUGCUGGAGGUUGCCAAGAGCAGCGUGCCUCAUGUGGAGUGGAAACAAACCCCAGUGAUGCUGAAGGCCACAGCAGGUCUAAGGAUGCUGCCACCUGCCAAAGCUCAUGCACUACUACAGGAGGUUCAAGAUGUGUUUGAUGAUUCUCCAUUCUACGUGCCUGCUGAAAGUGUAAGCAUAAUGAAUGGAACAAGUGAAGGGGUUUUGGCCUGGGUGACUGUAAACUUUUUGACUGGUCAACUUUACCCCAACACAAAAAGGUCAGUAGGGAUUUUGGAUUUGGGUGGAGGAUCAACGCAAAUCACCUUUCUCCCAAAAGUGAGUAAAACAUCUGAGAGAUUUCCUGCUGAUUACACUGCAAGAUUCAGUAUGUUCGACACAACAUAUAAAUUGUACACUCACAGUUAUUCAGGGAAUGGAAUCAAAGCCGCCCAGCUUGCUGCUAUCGGUGCUUUGGGCUCAAAAGAUCCAGAAGGGAAGGUUUUUCAGAGCUCCUGCUUGCCUAAGAAUUAUAAAGGGAAAAUUAGCUUUGGAGGGUUAAUAUAUAAAGUCAGUGGAAAGCCAGGAGGUUCUACUGGAUAUAAGAGCUGUUACAGAGAAAUGCUAAAGGUUGUGAAAGGUGUCAUACAAGAGCCAGAUGAUAUGGAAGACAGCUGGAUCUAUGCCUUCUCUUACUAUUUCGACCAUGCUGUUGAAGCCGGCCUUGUUGAUGAAGACAGAGGUGGUGCUGUGCGGGUCCGGGACUUCAAGCAAAGAGCUAAGGAGGUGUGCAGCAAAGUGUCCAUGUAUAAUCCUGACUAUCCCUUCCUGUGUAUGGAUCUUACAUACAUAACCUGUCUUCUGAGGUCUGGUUAUGGCUUUGAGGAGAAAACGGUGCUGGAGUUGACCAAAAAGCUGCACAAUGUGGAGGCCAGCUGGGCUUUGGGAGCCACUCUCGGUUACUUUGAACACUUUAGCAUCGUCUAAGAAGCAGCCAAGUACCAGCUCCUCUUUCCAACAGUUCUAUCCUUUUCAUCAUCUUUAGUAAUGAAGAGUCACAUGUCUAUUGUAGAAAAUUAAUUCUUGUCUCUUAAAAUUAAAGAUUUUAUGCAAGUUGUCAUUUGCCCCCUUUAAAAAAAAAAAUGAUAGUGUAUAUAUUUUGGUAUUUUAGGGAUUCAGAGAUAUCCUUGGUUUAAAAACUAUUAUCCAUGUUUUCUUUUGGAAGCGGUUUAAGUAAUAGUGUCUUGCUAGUGGGGAAAAUUUUAGUAUCUCUCCUAGGCUGCAAUGAAAUGCUGCAUUUUUACGAAUUUAAUUUAGGCAUCUAAUAGAAAUAUUGCAUUUUGCUUUACGAUAUUAAACCGGGGAAUCUCUGUAUGAACAGCUCGGCAGCUUACUGAGCACAGGAACAGUAAGAUUUUGCACUGAAGACAGCUGAACGUUAAACUGGGAGGAAAAAAAAUCUGACUUGUGUCAUAGCCAAGUGCCAUAAGCUAGCAAUUUAACAUUAAUAUCCAUCACUAUGCA
This is a messenger RNA of Hemibagrus wyckioides, 2403 nucleotides long. It is a transcript of the gene entpd5b, whose product is annotated as ectonucleoside triphosphate diphosphohydrolase 5b. The transcript is spliced from 14 exons. The record is from RefSeq and is a predicted model, not a curated record. Bases 577 to 1866 code for a protein of 429 amino acids. Gene Ontology annotation, biological process: nucleoside diphosphate catabolic process. NCBI's taxonomy places the organism in Eukaryota, Metazoa, Chordata, Actinopteri, Siluriformes, Bagridae. Gene Ontology annotation, cellular component: membrane. Gene Ontology annotation, molecular function: GDP phosphatase activity; UDP phosphatase activity.